Molecule: messenger RNA, 3371 nt
Organism: Sphaerodactylus townsendi
Lineage: Eukaryota; Metazoa; Chordata; Lepidosauria; Squamata; Sphaerodactylidae
Gene: TFCP2
Product: transcription factor CP2
Exons: 10
Coding region: 1-1053 (350 amino acids)
Biological process (GO): positive regulation of transcription by RNA polymerase II
Cellular component (GO): nucleus
Molecular function (GO): RNA polymerase II cis-regulatory region sequence-specific DNA binding; DNA-binding transcription activator activity, RNA polymerase II-specific
Source: RefSeq, a predicted model, not a curated record
AUGGGCGAGAACCGGAAAUCCUAUCCUUACGUUGAUAUCAACGUCACUGCUCAAGCUGUUCUUUACACCGCAGACUGUAGACUGUAUUACUUGUACUGUUUGUAUUUCAUCUUUGAGAAAUCUGUCUUGACACUUUCGUUUGUCUUACGGUUUAUCAGUGCGUUGUUCUGCUGUUCCAUAGUGUGUCUUACAACCAAUUCAACCUUUGUUGUUCAGAGUAUAUUUCGAGUGGUGUUCCACGACAGACGGCUUCAGUACACUGAGCAUCAGCAACUCGAAGGCUGGAGGUGGAAUCGGCCAGGGGACAGAAUACUCGACAUUGAUAUUCCAAUGUCUGUGGGCAUAAUUGAUCCCAGGGCAAACCCAACACAACUGAAUACUGUAGAGUUUCUUUGGGAUCCCUCAAAGAGGACUUCUGUGUUUAUUCAGGUGCAUUGCAUCAGUACGGAGUUCACUAUGCGGAAGCACGGUGGAGAGAAGGGUGUGCCGUUCCGAGUUCAGAUUGACACCUUUAAAGAGAAUGAGAAUGGAGAAUAUACGGAGCACCUGCAUUCUGCAAGCUGCCAGAUCAAAGUCUUUAAGCCCAAAGGAGCUGAUAGGAAGCAAAAGACGGACAGGGAGAAAAUGGAGAAGCGGACUCCUCAAGAGAAGGAGAAGUACCAGCCUUCGUACGAGACUACGAUACUUACAGAGGUAAGCCAUUCGGCACUGCAGAGGAUGGUGCGGCCAAGACUGACUAUUUACGUCUGCCAAGAACCACAGCAGUUACGAGACCAGCAGAAACACGAGGAUGGGGAUGCAGGCAGCAGUACUUUCUUCGUCUACCACGCCAUCUACUUAGAGGAGUUGACCGCCGUGGAGCUGACAGAGAAAAUAGCCCAGCUCUUCAGCAUUUCUUCACAGCAGAUCAGCCAGAUCUACAAACAGGGUCCCACGGGGAUACACGUCAUCAUCAGUGACGAGAUGAUACAGAACUUUCCAGACGAGUCAUGUUUUGUCUUGGACACAAUGAAAGCUGAAACCAAUAACAGUUACCACAUCAUCUUAAAAUAAAACCAGAGACUUGGACGUAAUCGCCUCUUUGUGCACGUGCUCAGCUUCCUCUUCUGUCUUGGCACCUGGAUACCGGCAAGAUAUCCACCAAAGCGACUGAGAUUCCUCCUUGUCACUUUAGCAUGUUGCCUCUUGCGAGGUGAACACCCUGUACUGUGGCCGGCACGCAGGCAGACGUCUCCUGUAAGCACGCCACGGCUUGUUUGGUGUUCAACAACAUGGCUACAACUGCCAGGCUGAUCGGUGAAUGGAAACUUUGCAGUAACGUGCCAGUGGUUGGGGAAGAGCCGCCAAUCAAGUAUGGCUGCAAGACUUCGAUGGGGAGGGAGGGAGAAAUAAUGGUUGCGACAACAGUGCUCCGGACACCCCUGGAAGUGAGCAUCUGUUCUGGAAAGCUUCUUGUUCCAGCUGUACAAGCGUUCUGGAUGUGGAUUUGGCUGAUGCGGCCAAGGGGAUUUCUAGGUUUUGGACCAAUUUGUUAAAGACUCAGUUCUCGUGCGAACUAUUUCAAACCUCAUUGGUUUUUUAGGUAAAGAGGCACAUGUAUGCGUGCAUGUUUGUGAGUGACCCAUGGUUUUGUCUCUUCCCUGCCAGUAUAAACCAGAAGGAAUUCAGUUUAUGAACUGCAGCAUGGGAAAGGGCCGCCUACAGCUUUAUUCUGCACUCCAGUUCAAGAGAUUCAAGAGCAGAAGAGAAAAUGGCUGCAGUAGAUGUAAUCGGCUGGCUUUUUAUUUCUUUGCAGACACCUUCCCCGCCCCCUUCCCUAAGAUGAGGUGAAGCAGGGGCAAAGGGAGUGCUAAGAGACCCAUGUGGCCCUGAUUGUUUGGAGUAUAUAGAACUGACAGAGGUCAGUCCUGGAUGAAUCCUUCAGAAACCCAUAGUUGCAUCAUUCAGGAAACAACUAGUAGCAACAAUAUAGCCAAGGUUGUGGAAACUCCACGGAGACCAAGUGCCUGCCUCUCUGUUUCCAGGGUAGCAACCAGUCUCUCGGGUGAAGGCAUCAGCCUUCCGAAAUGGAUGCUAAAAUGCAUUUUCCUAGCCUUGGAAGAAAAGGUGGAGGGGGCGGGGCUGCUGCAUUUUCAAAGAGGAAACCCUAAAACCAAGGGUGGGCCGCUUGCUGGAGGGGAGACUCAUGCACCCCCUUAGCCUUCCAGUCCUUUAUCAAGCUGGCCUUCACGGCAAUUCCGAAAGCUUCUCCCAGUUUCUUGCAACCCGUUUCUGCUCAGGGCAUUAAUAAAAUGAAUUACGGAGGCUGGAUAGGUGGCCGUUAAAUAUCGCCUGUGCUUAAUGUAAGCAGAGGAUUUUGGGGAAAGCUUGCUGGAGUUUUUGAAUGAAACCUGGCGACACAGGCUUCUCCCAAGGCGAUUUGUGUCGUUUUUAUCAGUUUUUACAUGAUUUUUGUUUUUUACUAAGAAAGGGGAACGUUUUAAUUAACCGGAUUUCUUUAUAAUCUAGUACGAUGCCCUCAUAAGGUGGUGGGAAUUUGGGAUUGGUCAAAUUAAAAAUCAAGGGAGGUAGGGGAGCAACCCUGUCGUUGCCUCUCAGAGGCACUGAAGUGAUUAAAAUGCCAGUUCCUGCCAUAUACAUGUUAAUAAGGAUCAGCUUCUUUCUUAGUCAGUCCCCAUUCAGUUGCUGUUGGAGAUGGGAAUUCAUAAUCACGGCAUUGCUCACACAGUCUCCCCUCUGCAAACCUGGCCAGCCAAAGCUUGUACGGUUCUGUGGUUUGCUUUAAGGGGAUACCAAGACUUUGAUGUGUGUGUCCCAGCAGUAUGCUUCAUCAGGCAACAUGGACAAAGUAAUGCAGGUAACCCCCUGCGCUGAACGAACAGAGUCCAUCUUUCAGUUCCUGGGGAUGACCAGCUGACUCUCGCACAGAGGUAAUCCCUUCCUUCCCAUGAGCCCCUAAACUGAACUGACCUCUUACGACCAUAACCAAAAGUGGUGUAGAGCAAAUGACAAGAGCUUGUGCUGUUGUGGGAUUUCUGGUUCCUGUCAGGAAGCGACAGAGGGUGAUGUUAUCCUGUCUGCCAACAGUACCAAGUUUGCCAUACCAAAGGGCAGCUGAAUUCUUUCCUUCCCCCCUUCCCGAACUCUUCUCUUGAAAGCUCUUCAGGAAGGUUGGUGGUGUCUUCCAGCAGGCAUCAAUGAAGGUAGCUCACAUAUUGGCCGUUCUUCCUGAUGCUGUGAUAGUUUGUGUCAUGCUUUUGGGUUUUUUUUUGUUAAACCAGAGAAUGAAAUUAUGAACUCAACCAUGGCUACGUGUCUUCUUCUGACAGGCCUCCUUGCUUAAUAAAACUUGGGCAUCUCUGGCUAUCAAA